AUGGAGAGUUCAAAUCAAACAUCUGCAGACAGAUUCAUCCUUCUUGGCCUCACCAGUACCCCAUACCUACAGGCACUAUGUGUCCUUUUGAUUUUGAUAAUGUAUUUAGUCACAAUAUCUGUAAACGUGUUACUUAUGACUGUGGUGGGGACCAGUGUUCAGCUGCAGACGCCCAUGUACUUUUUCCUGUGCAACCUCUCCGUCAUUGACAUCGGCCUCUCCUCCACCAUUGUGCCGACACUCUUAAUCAAUACUGUCGCUCGUGACAAAAGUAUUUCUCUCUUAGGAUGUGGCGUACAGAUGUACUUCCAUUUAGGUCUCGGAUGCACUGAGUGUAUAACUCUGUCAGUCAUAGCCUAUGAUAGGUACGCAGCCAUCUGUCAACCUUUACACUACUACCAAAUUAUGAGUAAAACAGUGUGCAUCUGCUUAGCUUCUGGAUCAUGGGCCGUCUCACUGAUCAACUCUGCCAUUCAUGUGGUCUUGACUUUCCAGCUGCCUUUCUGCAGGUCCAACCAUAUCAACCAUUUCUUCUGCGAGAUGCCUCCUUUUCUAUAUAUCUCUUGCGGAGACCCUUGGCUUAAUGAGUUGGUCAUGUACAUCGCUGCUAGUAUAAUUGGUGCAGGCUCCUUCUUGUUGACUCUUAUUUCAUAUUUUUCUAUAGUUUUGACAAUUCUUAAGAUGUGUUCUACUGAAGGAAGAAUAAAAGCAUUUUCCACUUGUGCAUCCCAUCUCACAGUGUUCUUCCUGUACUACGGGACUAUCCUGUUUAUGUAUUUGCACCCUCACUCGGACAAUUAUCCAGAAACAUCCAAGACGGUGUCUAUUAUUUACACAGUUGUGACUCCAAUGCUAAAUCCUAUCAUCUAUAGCAUAAGGAAUGGGGACGUUAAAAGCAGCAUUAAAAACAAACUGGGCCUGUUGAUAUAA
Molecule: messenger RNA, 930 nt
Organism: Xenopus tropicalis (tropical clawed frog)
Lineage: Eukaryota; Metazoa; Chordata; Amphibia; Anura; Pipidae
Gene: or5do4e
Product: olfactory receptor family 5 subfamily DO member 4E
Exons: 1
Coding region: 1-930 (309 amino acids)
Biological process (GO): detection of chemical stimulus involved in sensory perception of smell; signal transduction; G protein-coupled receptor signaling pathway
Cellular component (GO): plasma membrane; membrane
Molecular function (GO): olfactory receptor activity; G protein-coupled receptor activity
Source: RefSeq, a predicted model, not a curated record